Cucumis sativus (cucumber) is the source of this 2361-nucleotide messenger RNA. RefSeq names its product annexin A6. Bases 244 to 2133 code for a protein of 629 amino acids. The transcript has 12 exons. Gene Ontology annotation, molecular function: calcium-dependent phospholipid binding; calcium ion binding. NCBI's taxonomy places the organism in Eukaryota, Viridiplantae, Streptophyta, Magnoliopsida, Cucurbitales, Cucurbitaceae. The record is from RefSeq and is a predicted model, not a curated record. Gene Ontology annotation, cellular component: cytoplasm.
AUGUGUAAUAAUAAAAAUAAAAUAAAAGUGCCAUAGUCGAUCCUAAAUGAGUGGGGAGGUAGCGUUGUAGGCCACGUCGAGCAAUCUCCGGUGGGGGCGUGGAUUUCAAGACCAGAGCUCCUAAAAUUCAAACACAAGCUUACCAUUUUCAGUAUUUAAAGACGAGGGUAGAUACAGAGUGAGAGCAUUCCGCACCUUAAUCGGCACAUACCCAACUCAUAAAUCUAUCUAAACUUUCAAGUUAUGGCCACCCUUCUUGUUCCUCAUGAUGUUCCUCCCCCAAAUGUUGAUGCAGAAGCCAUUAAAGCCGCUUUCCGAGGCUGGGGUACUGAUGAGAAGGCCAUCGUUGCCGUCCUGGGUUACAGAAAUGCACCUCAGAGGAGGCAAAUCAGGAUUGCUUAUGAACAGCUUUUCGAGGAGGAUCUUGUUAAGCGCUUUGAAUCUGAGCUCUCUGGCCACCUUGAGAGAGCUGUAUACCGAUGGAUACUAGAUCCAGAGGACAGAGACGCUGUGUUGGCUCACGUCGCCUUAAGGAAGCCCAAUGAAGAUUUUGCAGUACUUGUUGAAUUUUCUUGCAUUUACUCUCCUGAAGAGUUCUUGGGAGUCAGAAGAGCGUAUCAACACCGGUACAAGCGAUCAUUAGAGGAAGAUGUUGCCGCCAACACUCACGAUGAUUUUCGCAAGCUGUUGGUGGGGUUGGUGAGUGCAUAUCGUUACAACGGUGGAGAGAUAGAUGCAAAAUUAGCCAAAUCAGAAGCUGAGAUACUUGAGCGUGCAGUUAAAGACAAAGCCUUCAAUCAUGAAGAUGUUAUAAGGAUCCUAACCACAAGGAGUAAGGCACAGCUGAUUGCAACUUUCAAUCACUACAAAGAUGCCAAUGGUAUUUCUAUUUCUAAGCAAUUGGGCCAAGAUCGUGAUGCCAAUGAGUUCACAGAAGCACUUAAAACUGUGAUUCGGUGCAUCAAUGACCCUGUAAAAUACUACGAGAAGGUAGUGCGAAAUGCAAUCAAGAAGGUUGGGAAGAGCGAUGAGGAUGCAUUGACUCGCGUGGUGGUGACAAGGGCGGAGAAAGACUUGAGGCAAAUAAAGGAGGCUUAUCACAAGAGAAACAGUGUUACCCUUGAUGAUGCUGUGAAGAAGGAGACCUCUGGCGACUAUGAGCGCUUCAUCCUUGCUCUUCUUGCUAUGGCUACCUUGAUUGUUCCUCGUGACGUUCCUUCUGCCAAUGUUGACGCCGAAGCUCUCAGAACCGCUUUCAAAGGCUGGGGAUCCGACGAGAAGGCCAUUAUUUCCAUCCUUGCUCAUAGAAAUGCGAUUCAGAGGAGGCAUAUCAGGAUUGCUUACGAACAGCUUUUCCAAGAGGAUCUUAUCAAGCGCCUUGAAUCGGAGAUCUCUGGCCACUUCGAGAGAGCUGUGUACCGAUGGAUGCUGGAUCCUGAGGACAGAGAUGCUGUAUUGGCCAACAUAGCCAUAAGGAAGCCGAAGGAAGAUUUUGCUGUGCUGGUCGAGCUUUCUUGCAUCUACUCUCCUGAGGAGCUAUUGGGGGUCAGGAGGGCUUACCAGCACCGCUACAAGCGUUCCUUAGAGGAAGAUGUUGCAGCCAGCACCAACGACGAUUUACGCACGCUGUUGGUUGGAUUAGUGAGUGCAUACCGUUACAAUGGAGCGGAUGUAGAUCUAAGCCUCGCUAAAUCAGAAGCGGAGAGACUUGAGCGUGCAAUCAAAGACAAAACCUUCUAUCAUGAAGAUGUUGUCAGGAUCUUAACCACAAGGAGUAGGCCACAGCUGGUUGCAACUUUCAAUCACUACAAAGAUGCCUACGGUAUUUCCAUUUCUGAGCAAUUGUCCAGUGAUAAAGCAGGCAAAGAGUUCACAGAAGCAUUGCGAACUAUCAUUGAAUGCAUCGAUGACCCUUACCAGUACUACGAGAAGGUGGUGCGAAAUGCAAUCAAGAGGGUCGGGAAGAGCGAUGAAGAUGCGUUAACCCGAGUGGUGGUAUCGAGGGCUGAGAAAGACUUGAGGCAGAUAAAGGAGGCUUAUCACAAGAGAAACAGUGUUACCCUUGAUGAUGCUGUGUCCAAGGAGACCUCUGGCGACUACAAGCGUUUCAUCCUUGCACUUCUUGGUAAUUAAAUUUCUGAUUAAAUACUCAGCCUUGUGUGUUGCUUCUUGCCAAUAAUAAUAACAAUAAUAUAUUCUCCUUAUCAGUAUCCUAUUAUGAGUUUUGUUAUAAUCGGCUUUCAAUUAUUGUAUGUUGCUCUAUAAUAUGUGAUAAGUGUUUUGUAUUGCAGACCUUUGGUUUUGUAUGAAUAUGAAAACUUCUUUAGUUGCAUUGUGCUAUCUUAUUCUAUGCUUCUCUAA